Penicillium digitatum Pd1 is the source of this 1074-nucleotide messenger RNA. Its product is annotated as FAD-dependent oxidoreductase. Gene Ontology annotation, biological process: D-amino acid catabolic process. Lineage: Eukaryota; Fungi; Ascomycota; Eurotiomycetes; Eurotiales; Aspergillaceae. Gene Ontology annotation, molecular function: FAD binding; D-amino-acid oxidase activity. The record is from RefSeq and is a predicted model, not a curated record. Gene Ontology annotation, cellular component: cytoplasm.
AUGAGUCAAGGCCAUGUUGUCAUCGUCGGAGCCGGUGUCAUCGGUCUCAGUAUCGCAGUCAAACUGUCCAGAUACUUGAAAGUCACUGUCAUUGCGAGAGAGUUGCCGGGAGACGUUGGCAUUGACUACGCCUCUCCAUGGGCAGGGGCACAUUUCCGCCCCACCCCCGCAAAAACAGAAGACGAACGAAGAGAACAGGGCUGGAUGCGAGAAACCUACCAAGAAUUCGAGGAGAUCGCGAAACAUCACCCGGAAGCCGGCGUGGAUUUUAUUCCCGCGGUCGAAUAUUUCGACAUGGCCGACGCAACCUCGUUCCUAGCAGAAGCAAAUGGCUACACCGCAUGGCCGGACUUUCGGAUUCUUCACCCUACAGAAUACCCCCCUCAACAUCCGUCUAUCCAGCUAGCCGUAACCUACCGCAGUUGGGUCCUGAACUCGCCCGUUUAUUUGAAGUGGUUACAGACGCGUGCAGAGGCGCAAGGGGCUCGGUUCAUUCGAGCUCAUUUGACGGGCCUAGAGCAGGGGUUAUCUGUCUAUCGGGAGAACCAAUCCCAGGAUGAGAGCGGUCUUGUUUCGGCUGUCAUCGAUGCAAGUGGGAGGGGGUUUGGAGAUCCCGCGUCGUUCCCCUCGCGGGGUCAAUUCAUCAUCGUCUCGAAUCACUGUGACAAAACUAUCAGUCACCAUUGGAGUGAUGGUUCCUCUACGGUCAUUAUACCUCGACCUCUGGGUGGUGGGACUGUUAUAGGUGGGACGAAGGAGCCUCAUAACUGGUCUGAGGACAUUGAUGAUGCUUCAACUGACGCUGUUCUAAAGAGGGUGAGAGAUCUAUGCCCAGAAAUGAUUGACGAGCAGGUGGAUGAACUGGCUUCGACGAAUGGGUUUGAUAUAAAGCAAGUCUACGUUGCUCGGCGCCCAAUGAGACGUGGUGGACUGCAUUUUGUCACGGGGCAGUUAGUGGACCAUACUAGGAACCCUCUUCCCCUGAUCUCUUGUUACGGUGCGGGAGCAAAUGGGUACAAAAUCAGUUGGGGAUUGGCAAGGGAAGCCGACGAGUUCUUUUCUGGUACUGAGUAG